AUGGCAGAUUGGUCAUCCGUGGCGCAAGCUAUUGCGAUCGUUUGUGCUGGAUGGAGCACAUUUGUCUAUGCAGUGCAAUCCAUUGGUAUCGUCAGAAUCUUCCUCUCGUACUCGUCUCGCCUGCGACCCGCCGUCUCCCCCUCUCUGAGCAAAGAAGAUGUACCGCACAUCACCAUCAUCCGUCCUGUCAAGGGUCUUGAGCAUGGUCUCUAUGAGUGCAUAGCAUCCUCGUUCAGACAAGACUACCCGCGCGACAAGCUGACGAUCCACCUCUGCGUGGCCGAAAAGAGCGAUCCGGCGUACCCCGUCUUAGUGAAGAUAGUACAGGAUUUCCCUGGUUUCGAUGCUCGAGUCUUGGUUGAGGAGGAAGAUCCGCUACUGCAUGGCACUGAUGGCCACAUCGACAACCUGGGCCCAAACCCAAAGAUCAGAAACAUCAGUCGCGCAUAUCGAGAAGCCAAAGGAGACAUCAUCUGGGUCAUGGACUGCAACAUCUGGGUUGCCAAGGGCGUGGCUGGUCGGAUGGUUGACAAGCUGUUGGGAUACGGGCCGGAUGGUAAACAAGUCAGGCCGUACAAGUUUGUACAUCUUCUGCCAAUCGUCGUCGAUACGGUGUCUCGAGGAGACGUUUCAUCAGAGACGCAGACGCUCCUAUAUUCAACCCCCGACUCUAGCUCCUCGCAACACAUCACCGGCAAAGGCCAAAGUGUUUCGUUCCUCGAGUAUGCGAAGAGCCAAGGCGGAGGCCGACUCGAUGAGAUGUUCAUGGCCACAAGUCACGCCAAGUUUUACAGCGCGAUCAACACCGUUGGCGUAGCCCCUUGCGCCGUCGGCAAGAGCAACAUGUUUCGCAAAUCGCAUCUGGACACCGUAACGGACCCAGCCCAAAACCCGAUAUUACCCAACAAGAACCUACCUAAGGGCAUCAACUACUUCUCCGAGUACAUCUGCGAGGAUCACCUGAUUGGCGAUCUAUUGUGGAAGUCGAGUCUGCCGGGCAUGAAGAACCACGGACUCGUCAUGGGCGACCUUGCAGUUCAACCAAUGGCCGGCAUGUCCGUACACGCAUACUUUGCCCGCCGCGCUCGAUGGCUUCGUGCGCGCAAGUGGACCGUUCUCGCCGCCACUUUGGUCGAGCCUGGUGUUGAGAGCCUGACCUGUUGCGGCUACUUUGCUUUCGCUGUUACCACUCUCCCUUGGUUCCACAGCACCUUUGGAACAUCGCAGACUUGGGGCGCCUUUGGCCUCUACUGGACGGCUUUCACAACUAUCUGGAUGGCGUGUGAUUGGUUCACAUACAACCGCCUCCAUGCUGGGUACACUGUUGAAGUGGACGAGAACACGCCAAAGUUUGCCAGGGGCACCGCGACACCUGGUGGAGCACCUCCGAGGUCCUUCUUGGAAUGGCUGCCCGCGUGGCUCGGAAGAGAGUUUCUGGCCCUUCCCAUUUGGGUUUGGGCUGUUUUCUGCGGCUCUACGGUGAACUGGAGAGGCCGAACCUUCAACGUUCGGUCGGACAUGAGCGUUGUCGAAGUCGGCUCCCAGUCAUUAGCCCCGUCUCAAGAGGCUAGCCAAAGGUCUAGAAGCAAGGACCGUUUGGAUUAA
Molecule: messenger RNA, 1605 nt
Organism: Colletotrichum paranaense
Lineage: Eukaryota; Fungi; Ascomycota; Sordariomycetes; Glomerellales; Glomerellaceae
Product: ceramide glucosyltransferase
Exons: 2
Coding region: 1-1605 (534 amino acids)
Biological process (GO): glucosylceramide biosynthetic process
Cellular component (GO): membrane
Molecular function (GO): ceramide glucosyltransferase activity
Source: RefSeq, a predicted model, not a curated record